AUGAGCAGGGAGGAUCUCGGUCUUAUGGCAGUUCUAGCCCAAAGGAUAUGGCUUCGGAGGAACACAUUGGUGUUUGAGGGAACUUUUGCCCAUCCUGAUACUGUGUACAAAGAAGGGGCAAACUCAUUGAAUGAAUUCAAAAGAUGCAACGAGAAGGAAAGCAUUGAACUUUCACCAAGGGGAACGGAGCCCAUAUCUAGACCUUCUUCCUGGAUUCCACCUCCCAGUGGUAUUUUCAAAGUAAAUUGGGAUGCCUCAUUGGGUUUGAAAAAAGGAUGUAUUGGGCUUGGGGUGAAUGUUAGAGAUUGUAAUGGAGUCUGCUUGGGGGCUAGGAGUGUGACAAAGCAAAUGAAGGUAGACCCCAAGACAACUGAGGUUAUGACGGCUUUAUUUGCAAUGCAUUUCAGCAAAGAAAUGGGCUUUUUAGAUGUAAUCUUUGAAGGUGAUGCAGUUCAAGUAGUCAAAGAGAUAAAUUCUGUGCCUCCAUAUGUUUCACGAGUGGGCCAUUUUUUAGAAAAUAUCCAUCUUGAGAAGGGAUAUUUCCGGUCGGUGAGAUUUUCUUAUACUCCACGUGAAUGUAAUGCUGCAGCCCAUGUUUUAGCUAAGGAGGCCUCAAGGUAA
Alnus glutinosa is the source of this 621-nucleotide messenger RNA. RefSeq lists its product as uncharacterized. Lineage: Eukaryota; Viridiplantae; Streptophyta; Magnoliopsida; Fagales; Betulaceae. Bases 1 to 621 code for a protein of 206 amino acids. The record is from RefSeq and is a predicted model, not a curated record. Gene Ontology annotation, molecular function: nucleic acid binding; RNA-DNA hybrid ribonuclease activity. The transcript has a single exon.